This is a messenger RNA of Gilbertella persicaria, 576 nucleotides long. RefSeq lists its product as uncharacterized. The coding region runs from base 27 to 452 and encodes 141 amino acids. The record is from RefSeq and is a predicted model, not a curated record. Lineage: Eukaryota; Fungi; Mucoromycota; Mucoromycetes; Mucorales; Choanephoraceae. The transcript has a single exon.
AAAAAAAAAAAAAAAAAACUUGUCAUAUGCAUAUUCUACCGAUUCUUUUCGUUGCGUGUUGGAUGGUUAUUGUUCAAGCCUAUGUCAUUCAUCCCAAGAGAAGCAACAAAGCAAUAGACAAAACAAAGGAAAUCACAUCAAAAACUAGUGAAGCUCAAUCCAAGGUAGACCCAAACAACAGUAAUACACUUCCUUCUAUACCAUCAAUCCCUCCGCUCCCCAACUUUCCUUCUCUGCCUUCUACAGAUGCAAAUUCACUUCAAUUAAGUCAGUUAUCUACAAGCGUUAUGUCUCAAGUAUCUCAAGUUUCUAAAUUGCCCCCUGUUCCUGCUUUACCAACACUUCCUCAAUUACCAUCCAUUCCACAACUUCCAGCUGUUGGUGCAGCACCAGCACCGGCCACAGCCGCAGCAGGCGGAAGUGCAGUAGGUGGAGGUAAAGAAGAAGCUUAAUAUCCUUUAUAAUAUCAAUAUAUAUAUAUAUAUAUAUUUGUCUAAUAAGUAACCACACUUUGUUAAAAAAAAUAAAGCAUUAAACAAGCAAAAAUCAAAUCCUAGAAAUUAAGCAGAGCAUGAG